AUGCAGUACGAAAAACAAAUGGAUGAGAUGAGUCUAAUUUCGGUUUCGAGACAUGUAAUGUGCGAUCAACCUCAGCGCAUCGAACUUCACGGAUUCUGCGAUGCGUCAGAGGCAGUUUACGGGGCAUGCAUCUACAUACGAAGCUUCAGUCAGUCGGGGCAAGUAGUAUCGAGACUACUAUGUGCAAAAUCCAGAGUGGCACCGCUCAAGAACCUCACAUUGCCUCGGCUUGAGUUGUGUGGAGCAGUUUUGCUGGCUCAACUCGGGUGGACCGUACAACAAGCAUUAUCCGUUCAAUUUGAUCAUAUCCAGUACUGGAGUGACUCAACAAUAGUGCUCUCUUGGAUCAACCACAAUUCUAGAGAGUUACAAACGUUCGUAGCCAACAGAGUUUCAACUAUUCAACAACUAACAUCAGGAGUUCAGUGGACACAUGUUCGGUCAAAGGAAAAUCCCGCAGACCUCAUAUCGCGAGGAACAACGCCUCAGAAUCUCAAAAAUCUAAACUUGUGGUGGUCCGGACCAGAUUGGCUCUUGGAAGAUUGUCAGGAUUGGCCGGCUGAAACUUAUACAAAGGUAUCUCCAAUUCCAGAAUUAAAGAAACAAACAGUAAUCACUUACUGUGACUCAUCGAGCCGCGAAAUCUUCACGAGAUUUUCAUCGCUUUCACGAUUGAAGAGAGUCAUAGCUUAUUGCAUGCGAUUCAAAAAUAAUACAUUGAUGAAGCAAACACGAAAAACAGGGCAUCUGUCCAUUGAGGAAUUGAAUAAUGCCAUGCUGCUAUUGAUACGAAUGGUUCAAGCAGUCGAAUUCGCGACUGAGUUAUCAUUGACUUGA
Cyphomyrmex costatus is the source of this 837-nucleotide messenger RNA. RefSeq lists its product as uncharacterized. The transcript has a single exon. Lineage: Eukaryota; Metazoa; Arthropoda; Insecta; Hymenoptera; Formicidae. The record is from RefSeq and is a predicted model, not a curated record. The coding region runs from base 1 to 837 and encodes 278 amino acids.